AUGGUGACGGAGAAGGCGCGCCCCUCCAACGAGAGUGACCGUCUGUACACCUCGUCGUCGCCCGCCCUCGCAUGGAUUGCGUCGCAUUCUCGCUCGAGCUCGGCAGGUCCAAGCCCGGUGCCGAACCUGUCGCCGGGUCUUGGCUCCAUCGAGGCAUCGUCUCGCGCGCCAUUUACUGCUCCUGGUGCGCGAGCGUCGUUAGGACUCGGUCUUGAUAUUGGCGCAGAUAUGAGCCGACCGCUGCCGAGUCUUCCGAGCGAGGAGCACCUACAGGACCGGGGUCCAGUGAGCGCCACGCGGCCCGUGGCGCCUGCGGAGCAGGCGCCCGUGCCGAGCACCGCCAUCAGCCCUGGCCCGUGGGACCUGAGUGACUCACUCGCGCAGAUCAAUGCGCCGCACACGCGCCGCCCAGCGGUGCCACCUAUCCCCGUGUACGGCUACACGGGCCUGGCGUGGGAGUACCAGCUUGACAUGGAGGUCGCGACAGCCUACGUGAUCCGCACGAUUGAGCGAAUACGCGCCCUGGGCGUCGACGCGCCGCUGCUGCUCAGCAGCAUGGCCGUCGACCUAUCGUCGUCGGGCUCGAUGCGGCUCAUACGCACGGUUGUGGACUCGCUCCAUGCGCCGAGCACCGAGGCAGACCGCGCGCUGGACCAAGAGCUGCAGUUCGCGAACGUGUACAGUCUGGUGGCCCUGCUCAAGUGGGUGCUCGCGCGUGUCGGCCGCGUUGUUGCAGAGCGAGCGCCUGGCCAGUCGGACCAGCCGCUGGUGCUGGUGCAGGAGCGCGGGUUCAUGCCGUGGUCCUCGUACAUGAGCUGGCGCGCACAAGAGCGGCAGCAGGGUCACCCGACCUCUGCGUAUCUGACACUGACGCAAAUGCUCGAGACGCGUGUGGCGCGCCUUCUGGACGUGCUGAUGGACUUUUUCGCGCUGGUCGCGACCUACAGCAGCCAGAACCAAAUGACGCCCAGCCGCAUCGGUCGCCACAUGGGCGUGCUGCUCUUCGGGCUGCCAGAGGAUGCCUCAUUCGCGGAUACGUAUGCAAUGUACGUACAGGCGUCGAACGCCGCAGAGCACAUACUCGUGGCCUUUAUGCGGUACCAUGUGUCGGUUGCGACGCAGUCGACCUAUCUGCCGCGCCGCCUACUGCGCCUGGUUGACGAUUACCCCCGCAUGCUCUCGCCGGACCUAGACGCCUCGUCCGCAGCGGUGCGCACCGUGCCGGCCACCUACAUGGCACGGCAUGUGCAACAGUACUCCAAGGACCUGCUGCAGCGCUCCGCGUGGCCCGCCGCGUUGGCGAGCAUGGAUUUGGGCCCCGAGACGCGCAAGCAGCUGAACCUGGUGCCGGGCCACGUUCCGCGCCCCGGCUCGUCGCUGCAGGCGCCGGACGUGGCGAAUGAGACGGCCGACGGACUCGGCUCACCGUCCAUGCAGCGGUGGCACGAGUUUGCUUUCGAGGGCUUCGACGAUCUCGACACGUCAGCGCUCGAGUUUGACCUGCGUGAGAGUGAUCGCCGGCAGCGCAUGCAGCGUGUCGAGAGCAUGCACUGGUUCCAGUUCGAGGAGCGCGGCUUCCACCAAGGCGCUGACGACAACUCGCGCUGGGACUGGGUUAUGCGCCUCGACGAGCCACUGCAAGACCGCAGCGACAUGGCGCUGCAGCGCAGCGAGUCAGCCGCGCUCGGUGAGUCGGCUCCGCCGUUCCCCUACCGCUCCGAUCCGCACGUGGCUGACACAGUGAUUGAUGAGCUGUUCCCCGAGGUGUGGGCCGACUACCUCGUGGGUAAUGGCUGGAGCAACCGCGACGAGCGCGUGCACAGGGAAGCGUCGUUCGCCGUGCUACAGAUGCGCACGACAAGCACGCCGGACAGCCGUGCGUCGACCAGGAUUUCGACCUGGUUCGUGCUGGAGGAGGUCGUACCUUCCUCGUACCGGGAUGCGCUGAGCACAUCCCUCUGCCCCGUUCGUCGCUCGCGGCCCAUGUUGCGCAAGCUCAAUCAGUUCCGCAUGGUACGUGCCGGUCAGGCGCCCGAGUCGAUUGUGGCGGUCUUGUAUCGUUUCCCGCCUGAUGCAAACGCUGCGGCCCCGGCCGCGGAGCCGGAGGUGCCUAAGCCCAGCGAGCCAUCGCAGACGUAUACGGUUCCUGCGCAGGGCCCACGUCCUGCCCCGCCCAAACAUGCGACGGUAUUGCCUGCGCGCACGAUUCCUCCCAGAACCCCCGAGCCUUGGUCUGUAUCGUCCUCGAAUGACAGCGCGCGGCCGCGGCCGAUCCGCAAAUCGGUGCCGCUUGGACUCCAGGCUAAGGCAGCGGCAGCCAGUGCACAAGCGUCGCCUGUGGUGCCAGCGUCGGAGCAGGUGUCCGUGCCAGAGCCUGCUCCGGAACCGGUAACCGGCGCGCCGCCUCUCAACAAAAAGCGAUCAGUCCAGCGCAUCCUUUCGUCACUUGGCUCGCCCCAUGCCUCAGAGACUCCGCGACAAAAGCGGGUGCCCUUCUCGCCGCGCAUGCCCAGUGAGGCAGAGGGAGAGGCACCGGAACGUGUGCCCCGCAUCCUGUCAGGUAUACGCAAGCGCUCAUCACAGUGGCUCCUAAAGGGUAAACAGAGUCUGCGCUCGUUGCGCAGUGUGUCGGGUGACACAGAUGAGGCUGAGGCGGCAUCGCCGCGCCUGUUUGGCGGUCUAGGGCGAUUUGGGCACCGACAUGUAUCGCGUGAACAGCCCAUGAACCAAGAACCUGCUGAGCCUGAUGAGCCUGCCGAAUCUGUCCAGCCUGCUGAAUCUGCUAAACCUGUCGAAGCGGUCCAGCCUGUCAAACCCGUCGAGCCUGUCAAACCCGUCGAGCCUGUCAAGCCCGUCGAGCCUGUCAAACCCGUCGAGCCUGUCAAACCCGUCGAGCCUGUCAAACCCGUCGAGCCUGUCAAAUCCAACAAGCCUAUCGAGUCUGCCGGGCUUGUCAGGCCUGCUGAACCUGUCGAACCUGACCAGCCUGCCAAACCUGUCUACCCUGUUAAGCUUAUCAAGCCUGACCAGCCCGUAAGGCCUGGUCAGCUUGUAGGGCCUGGUCAGCCUGCUGAGCCUAGCAAGCCCGUCGGUCCUACCAGUCCUGUCCACCCUACCGGGCUUGUUCAGCCUGCUUCGCCUGGUCAGCCUGCUUCGCCUGGUCAGCCUGCUUCGCCUGGUCAGCCUGCUGAGCCUGGUCAGCCUGCUGAGCCUGGUCAGUCUGCUUCGUCUGUUGAGCCUACUUCGUCUGUUCAGCCUACUUCGUCUGUUCAGCCUGCUAGGCCUGGUCAGCCUGCUAGGCCUGGUCAGUCUGCUGAGCCUAGCAAGCCCGUCGGAUCUGCCAGUCCUGUCCACCCUACCGGGCUUGUUCAGCCUGCUUCGUCUGUUCAGUCUGAUUCGUCUGUUCAGCCCGCUAGGCCUGGUCAGCCUGCUAGGCCUGGUCAGCCUGCUAGGCCUGUCUGCUGA
This is a messenger RNA of Malassezia sympodialis ATCC 42132, 3465 nucleotides long. The record is from the annotation of a RefSeq genome assembly. NCBI's taxonomy places the organism in Eukaryota, Fungi, Basidiomycota, Malasseziomycetes, Malasseziales, Malasseziaceae.